AUGCAUGCCACUGUUCAGGCAUACUUCAGACUGCAAAAGCCAGUUUCACUGCUUAUUCCUCGUAUGGCAAGACUAGAAUAUGAUAUCUAUGGGGAAAUCGGUGUCCCUUCUACAAAGGUUGCUAUCUUGUCCAUGCACCGAGCAGGUGUAUCUGACUGGACUAAUGUGGUGGUUGGUGUUCUUUCUGACCCAUGGAAUGUUUCAAUAAAUUCAGUGUCCUUAAGUGUGCUGAGGUCAUCUCUGAUAGAGUUGUUUCUUGGACAUUCCAAUUUGACAUUGACAGCUUCCAUUUUUGGUCAGCCAUCUUCGUUUGAGAUUUUGAAGUUUCCAGGUGGAAUCACCGUAAUCCCUGAGCAAUAUGCUUCCAUUUGGCAGAUACCCCAAAUCCUAUUUAAUUUUACUCUCUAUAAUUCCAUUAAUGAGAUAAAGGAAAAUUUUGUUGAGUUGAAGCAACAGCUGAAGUUUGGGUUGUAUCUGAGGCCUAACGAGAAUGUGUACGUGCAGGUGACAAACAAUUAUGGCUCAACAAAAGAUCCCCCAGUUACAGUUCAGGCUUCAGUCAUGUCAGACCUAGGGAACCUGCAGCCACAAAGAUUGAAGCAAUUGGCUCAAACAAUUACAGGGUCUCCUUCUGCGGAGAAUCUUGGCCUCAAUAACUCGGUUUUUGGUAAAGUUAAGCAGAUCAGCUUAUCUUCCUAUUUAAAUCAAACAAUUCAUGGAAGCCCACCAAUUCCUUCUCCAGCGCCAUCUCCAUCUCCAGAUGCAGAACGCCCUAUUUCCCCAUCUAAGAGUCUUUCUCCAUCGAAUUAUCCAGCUCCCUUACCAGACUUCCGUCGCUAUCCACCUUGUUUUAAUUGUGAUGCUUCUUCACCUUCUGAUGAUAGCCACCCAUCUGCCCCAAGUCCUGGAAAUGAUGUUCACCAUUCUUUACCUCCCAUUUCAAGUUCUCCUGCUCCUUCAAUGGUAAAUACACCUUUCCCUCGCUCUCGUGGUUGCAGAAUUCCACCAAACCCUUCUCCAAAAUCUCAUCCAGUCCCAGUUGCUCCAGCCUUUUCACCUCGUACUUCUAUUUAUCCACCUCCCAUCGGCCCCACUCCGCAGAUGUCCCCAGGCCUUUCUCCUUUACCUGUUGUAUCCUAUGGCUCUAGUCGAAACCAGGACAAGGGGAACUGGGAAGGGGUCUCUCCACCAUCUGCUUCGCCCUCAGUCUCGGCAUCGUUAUCAUUGAAUGAGCAUGUGAUUGCCUUUGUGGACAUGGACAUGGAAAGACUUGGUGUCGGUGGCAACGGCAGUGGCGGCAAGGGUCUUCUUGCACUUUCAGGCCUGGGUUAA
Ilex paraguariensis (yerba mate) is the source of this 1332-nucleotide messenger RNA. Lineage: Eukaryota; Viridiplantae; Streptophyta; Magnoliopsida; Aquifoliales; Aquifoliaceae. The record is from the annotation of a GenBank genome assembly.